Calypte anna (Anna's hummingbird) is the source of this 2466-nucleotide messenger RNA. RefSeq names its product RNA binding motif protein 45 (gene RBM45). The record is from RefSeq and is a predicted model, not a curated record. The transcript has 10 exons. Gene Ontology annotation, molecular function: RNA binding. Lineage: Eukaryota; Metazoa; Chordata; Aves; Apodiformes; Trochilidae. Gene Ontology annotation, cellular component: ribonucleoprotein complex. The coding region runs from base 102 to 1508 and encodes 468 amino acids.
GCGGGAGAGGCGGAUGUCAUGUUGUCUCCCCGCCGGAGAGGGAGCCGUGGUUGCUCCUCGCCGGCAGCGGAGGUAAGGCAGCUGUCCCCGGCGGCCCCGCUAUGGAGGAGACCAGCGGUUUCCGCCUUUCGGCCGAGUGCCUGGACGAGCCGCCCAACAGCCGCGUGUUCGUGGUGCUGGGCAAGGACACCAGCGAGGCGCUGAUUCGGGAACGCUUCUCCCCCUUCGGGGAUAUCCAGAACAUCUGGCUGCUGCGGGACAAGCGCACCAACGAGUCCCGCGGCAUCGCCUUCAUCAAGUUUGCCCGCAGCUCGCAGGCCUGCCGGGCUAUGGAGGAGAUGCACGGCCGCAGCCUGGUCCCAGACACCAAACCCAUUAAGGUGUUCAUUGCACAGUCAAGAGCUUCUGGAAGCCACCGAGAUGUUGAAGAUGAGGAGCUUACACGAAUCUUUGUUAUGAUACCAAAAACCUACACGGAAGAAGAUCUGCGGGAAAAGUUUAAGAUGUAUGGAGACAUUGAAUAUUGCAGCAUUAUCAAAAACAAGACUACUGGAGAAAGUAAAGGUUUGGGCUAUGUGAGAUAUUUAAAACCAUCACAAGCUGCUCAAGCAAUUGAAGAAUGUGAUCGAAGCUACAGGGCCAUUUUGGCUGAACCUAAAAAUAAGUCAUCCGAGUCCUUUGAACAUGAGUAUUAUAACAGUAACACGAGGCAAGAACCAAGAGGAAAUAUGCUUCCAUUUUGCGGGCAGCCAGAGUUUUGUAGCUUUGAAAAAAAUGAAAGCAGAAUUCAAGAGUCGGUCUCCAAACGUCUGUCAGUGGUAUCACGGCUUCCCUUGAUCCAAGAGCAGCUGUUUGCCCUUUUUGAUCUAGUCCCAGGACUGGAAUACUGUGAUGUUCAGCGAGAUCCUCAUACCAAUAGUGGAUAUGCUGUGAUUCAGUACAGUACUGCUGCAUCAGCUAUAUACGCCAAGUAUAAAUUACACGGGUUUGAGUAUCCUCCUGGAAAUCGAUUAACUGUCAUUUUUCUAGAAGAUGGGAGUGAUAGCUCAGAUCUCAUCAGAAAAAUGGCAACACAGCUGGUAACAGCACAUGUGUCAUCAGUGUUGCGGAAUAACAAUGCAAUUGUUCAGCAGUAUAGGACACCUCCUCAGGCCUUUGGAGGAACUUCUGGUUCACCGUUACUUCAGCCCCAAACAGAUGCUGUACUCCCACCACACAAAAAAAAAGUUCCACCUGAUACUUGUGUGAAGGAAAGGCUUUUCAUACUUUUUCAUCCUCAUCCUUUACCUGUAAAUGUAUUGGAGGAUGUGUUCUGUCGUUUUGGACACUUGAUAAAAGUUUACCUUGUGGCUGGGAAAAAUGUGGGCUAUGCAAAAUUUGCAGACAGAGCAAGCGCCAGUGAUGCCAUAACUGCAUUACAUGGCAAGAUUGUGAAUGGUGUCAGGCUCAAAGUAAGAUUGGCAGACUCCCCUACAGAAGAAUCUAACAAACGUCAGAGAACUUACUGAGCAGAAACUAGAUAAUGACAUGACCCUCAGCUAGCUGACUGACUGAAAACGUGACUAGACAUGGUUCCUGUGGACAGUGACUCCUUUUUAAAUUUUUACUUAGUUGAUAAUCUCUUUAUAUAUCUAGUAAUUUCCAAUUUUGAAAAUGCAGACAUACAGUUCUGAAAAUUAUCUAGGCCUUAAAAAUUGUAAAAUGAUGGUUGUUCUUGUUGUAGACUAUAAUCUUGUAUUACAGAAAUCUCUCUCAUGUUUAAAUUUGUUCUCUAAAAAUGGAAAUUAGAAUGAUGGGGGAAAUAAAGUAGUCAGCAUUUUGUGACUUGACUAGUUAAUUGAUAAUUGAUAAUGAUUCAGAUUAUAACUGUUAAUAUAAAAGACAUUUCAUGUGGUCCAAACUGCAUUAAGUACAAUAGUAAAUCUAAAGCAAAUUAAAUAACUGGUUCAAAAACUGCUGACAAACCCGACACUGUUAAGCUAGAUUCAAGAAACAGCUGUAAUCAAGAAAAGGAUUCAAGUACUUUCUUAGAUAUUUGUUGAUUUGGGCCAAAAAGUAUUAAUUACGCUUUAAUGCUGUUUAACGCAAAGGACAUUUGACUGUGGGUCAGACUACCAGAACUCCUUGUAUUUAUCCUUUCUUAUCCUGAGGUCUUUUGGUUGUAACUGUGGGAGAAGUAUGGCAUUUGAGUGUGGGAGGGUUUUUUUGUUUUUUGGUUUGUGUUUUUUUUUGUUGUUGUUUUGUUGUUGUUAUUGUUUUUUAAGAAGCUUUCAGUGCAUGUUUAAAUAAAAAUUGGACAAUUCAGCAACUUGGCAGGAUGAAGAGGAUUUCGGUUUUGAUGAAGAGUAAAUGAAGAUAGUUUGAAUAAGUUGUACAGAUAAUCUUUAAAUGCCAAGUACUCUUCCAUGUAUUCCUGGAUACUGCUUGUUGAAUUGAAAAUACUGUGGUUAUUAAAAUAAUUUAUAC